AUGAGUAUACAGAGUAGGAAGGGACGCUUUGCUGCUGUUCUGGAUGAAAUCAACUUCCAGCCACCAGUCGGGUUUGUCGACGAACUUGCUGCCAAUUAUAAGAGUGCGCUUGAGAUUGUUCUGGAGGCGGAACCGGGAGCGCUCAGUUUGCUCAAGUACUUGAAGCCUAUUAGAAAGGAGGUUUCGAUCAUUUUGGAAGGACCGCAAGGUACGCAGGAGUGGACUAUCGAGAAACUCGGCUUUGAGGUUGAUUUCCUGGCUACGACGAAUUUUUUUGGUGUUUCGGAGGUCGAUGGGCUUUUUGGAAGGAUGUUGGAGAAAUUGAGGCUCGAGGUUGGUUUGCGUGGAUGA
Molecule: messenger RNA, 351 nt
Organism: Hyaloscypha bicolor E
Lineage: Eukaryota; Fungi; Ascomycota; Leotiomycetes; Helotiales; Hyaloscyphaceae
Exons: 1
Coding region: 1-351 (116 amino acids)
Source: RefSeq, a predicted model, not a curated record